UCGCGGGAAAAUGCGCUCGUGUCUUCCUGCUGUGGCUGAACAACUUUUCCGAGAUAUCCAGAAAAUCUACCAGGAAACGUCUCAAAUUCCCAAUGACUUACUAAUUGCGCUGAAGUUUAUUUUUGGGUCUUCUGCCCUGCAGGCUCUGGAUCUGGUCGAUCAGCGUUCAGUCACCUGCGUUUCAUCUCCCAGCGGACGUAAAGCCUUCCAGGUGGCGGGAGGCUCGGGCCGUUUGUACACCUGCUUCUUGUCCUGUCACUACUGUCCAUGUCCGGCUUUCGCCUACACUGUGCUGCGCAGGAACGGUGGCCUGCUGUGCAAACACCUCCUGGCUGUCUACCUGUGUCAGGCCAUGGCCGUGACUCAGCAGGACAGCGUGUCUGAUCAGCAGAUGUCUGCGCUGCUCAGCGGCACGUCGGCUCGGUGACGGCAGGACGGACCUGCACACGCUGGGAGGAUGGAGGCUGCUCCUGGACGGCCGCCAGCAGAGGAGAGCAGAGGUCAAGCAAACUGUCACUGUCUCGGCUUCUUCUUGCGUUGCCAAACCGAUGCUGCUUUAUUUAUUUUUCUUUGAAAGUGUGCCGUUAUUAUUAAUCUGCUUCCGAAGAUAUAAAACGUCUCCAUUCAUCUCCCCUGCGUCUUAUUUUGGAUUUGCUUUUAUCUGAAGCUGCAUCAAUCAAGAAGAUAGUGAGGAGCAGAGAUAUUUCGAAAACAGGAACUAAUUUCCCAUCCUGUCAUUUGUUAUGAGAAAUUGCUACAUAACUUUUUAUCUUCUAAACCCGCUUUAUCCACCCCGGAGCUGCAGGAUCGCAGAUGAACCACAACAGAUCAGAGGCAGUUUAUAGGCUUCAGCUGCUGGGAGGGAGAUGAGAA
Messenger RNA from Salarias fasciatus (jewelled blenny), 873 nucleotides. RefSeq names its product zinc finger, SWIM-type containing 7 (gene zswim7). Gene Ontology annotation, cellular component: Shu complex. The transcript has 5 exons. Gene Ontology annotation, biological process: double-strand break repair via homologous recombination. The record is from RefSeq and is a predicted model, not a curated record. The coding region runs from base 11 to 427 and encodes 138 amino acids. Lineage: Eukaryota; Metazoa; Chordata; Actinopteri; Blenniiformes; Blenniidae. Gene Ontology annotation, molecular function: zinc ion binding.